Macrobrachium nipponense is the source of this 867-nucleotide messenger RNA. RefSeq lists its product as uncharacterized. Bases 81 to 494 code for a protein of 137 amino acids. The record is from RefSeq and is a predicted model, not a curated record. The transcript has a single exon. Lineage: Eukaryota; Metazoa; Arthropoda; Malacostraca; Decapoda; Palaemonidae.
CCGUUCAGCAUACUCAUUCCAUCUCUCGAGUCGUACACACAGCUUGGUACGCACAGAGCCCUCUCUCUCUUAUCAUCACAAUGGCUGUCACCGGUAGCAAGAAGACUUCCUCCUCCUUCUUCAGCGUCCACAGCUUGAAGAAGGCCAUCAAGAAACUGGUCAAGAAGACCCGUUCGCUCAAGGAGGACAACAAGAAGGUCCCCGAGAAGGAAGCGGCACAGACAGAGAACGUCAGCGUCAUCUGCCGCGUCGAUUUCGACGCCGAGAUCGAGGACAACCUCGCCAACGAAGCACUCGAGGCCCGCCUCCUGCAGAUCAUCGAGGCUUCCCCCGCCACGCUGGACCUCUCCCUCAACCUGAAGGGCACCAUGAUGGUCAAGGCCGAGCCCGAAUUCGAGGUGCAGUUCGGGACUUUCUGGACGACAAACGACGACGAUAACUGGAGUCUAUGCAAGGAGCUCUUCGCGGCACCACAGCGCCCCGUCAAGGCUUGAGAACGAGACCUUCUGAUGCAACGCACCCACCUGAAUUCCUGUGAUGUGUACGCCCUUCUGCUGACCCCGGGGGGCGUCGAAUUGUGUCGUUUUUGUGAUAAGCAAGUGCCAGCAGUAGCCUACGGUAGUUCCCCCUCAAGCCUCGAGGACGACCUACUUGAAGUUCUUAGAGCCUCGAUCGACGCUCUUUUGUUAUUUUCUGUGAUGCCCUGGGAGGACUUCCCUGGCCCCACCCCCCACCCCUGACUGACAGCAGUAGCGGAUGGGCUGUCUGUGAUAAAUGGAGUUCAUGGCUCCAAUGAAUCUGUGAUAUACUCAUAUAGACAACAUUUCUAUUUAUUUUUCUGACAAAUAAAAACAAAUUUGAAUUUAA